Molecule: messenger RNA, 411 nt
Organism: Rotaria sp. Silwood2
Lineage: Eukaryota; Metazoa; Rotifera; Eurotatoria; Philodinida; Philodinidae
Source: the annotation of a GenBank genome assembly
AUGUGGCCAAAUCAUCGUCGACCACGUGUACAUCAUCAUGCUCUUCUUACGCCUGUUCAUCAACAUGUAGCUGUACGGCACGUUCAUGUUCAUGAAUCAGCGAUCAUGUUCCAUCCAAUAGAAACAUCAACACCCGCUGAUAUUAUCGACUGCAAUACAUCAAUAAAACAAGACAUGUCAGGAUAUGUCAAUCAUCUUUCAAUCGACCAUUCUAUCAACAUUUUGAAUUUAACAACAAAUAAUCAACAACACUCACCUGAUACAAUACCAGUUGAGUCAAUAAAUGUUUUACCUGCUGGAGUUGCAUCGGAUCAUCUUCUUUUGUCAUUGGGAUCAACUAUAACAGAAAAAUCAACUACCAAAAAACGAAAUAAAACUCUUCAAGGUGAAAGCUUCAUCAAAAAAAAAUGA